Hypoxylon trugodes is the source of this 3132-nucleotide messenger RNA. RefSeq names its product RNA polymerase II mediator complex subunit Sin4. Lineage: Eukaryota; Fungi; Ascomycota; Sordariomycetes; Xylariales; Hypoxylaceae. Gene Ontology annotation, biological process: positive regulation of DNA-templated transcription. The record is from RefSeq and is a predicted model, not a curated record. The transcript has 9 exons. The coding region runs from base 102 to 3053 and encodes 983 amino acids. Gene Ontology annotation, cellular component: mediator complex.
ACCACCACCGACGUUGAAGCUCAGGCCAUAGAGAAAGUUGCAACGAAUCCCCAACCCUACCAAAACAUUAAAUCGCAUCAUUUUUAAUAUCCGUAUUCCUAAUGACGUCCGGCAAGAUGCCUCUUAUCUUGGAUAACGCUAUGGGCGGCGAAGCCAUGCAGGUUGACUUAGACGAUGUUGACGAUCUAUUCGGCGACGGAGCACCCCUUUCUCUCCCUCCACGCCCUGCAAGUAAACGCUUGCGCCAGAGACUAGAUGAGCUCAGUGAACGAGGCUGCUGCCAGAAAUUAGUCUGGUCCAAAGGAGGCACCAUAGCUUCCUUCACUCCAGACGGUCAAGCCCUGCAACUAAGAUACAUUCGUGCAGAAAAUAAGGAUGCUGCUUUUGCCCUAAGCGAUCCCACUACUAUCGCGCCAUGGGCAAAUCUCCCAGGUGGUCCCCUCGUUCAUCUCACCUGGGGUCCCGUCAACUCAGAGCUCGCCGUUAUCGACGCUGUGGGGAGGGUUCUCAUCCUUAAUUUCAACGCGAAUCUCAACCGACCGUCUCUUUCUAGAAAAUGGGAGGAGGAUCCCGUCGACGAUUCACAAGCCAUCGUGGGAACCUAUUGGCUCCAAAACCUUCCAGUUGCAAACCCGAGGUCCCCCCCAUACACACCGUGCUAUGCGCCAGCUGUCAGAAACGGCAAUGGAAACAAUUACAACUAUCAAAUGACACCUAUCAUUAGCACCGGCCCGUGGCAUCCACAUCCAAAUAAGUCAGCCCUUAUAUGUAUUACCAAAAUGGGCGUACUUAAGAUGUUUUGGGGCCAGAGCAAUGGUAAAAUCGAGCAAACAACCUUAGAACUCGAAAAUAUCGGAAUUGUAGAUGAUAUGAUAACCCAUGCUGCAAUAUGUUCAGACAGGACAAAAACCCUCAUGAUCGGUAUGAUAACCGCAUCAAAACAAUUGCGCGUCGUCCAAGUUGGCAUCAAUUGGGGCAUUCCCAAAACCGAGGCCGGGCAAAAUGCUCCUCAAGGCGGUUAUCAACUUAGCCCAUCACUCUCCAAGAGACACGUAGCAGUAACUAGCUGGUUUGAACCUGGCUUUAGAGAUCUCCAUCUUGACGCGUCUAUGCCAAAAAUCAGCCAUAUCGUGAUGCUGCCUACAAUACUUAAGGGGUCAACAAAAGAGUGGGCCCCGUUGGGAGUCCUGACUGUGCGAUCUCUCAUACCAGAACCACAUUCACCAUACUCCCACGAACCACAAAGUAUUAUUGACCGAUGGGAACUCUCUUCAGACCAACAGCAGACUGUCAACUCUGCAUUUGAACAGCUAGGAGCUAGGAGGAACAGUACUACCUCCAGUCCUCCGAAUAGUGGCAGACUAAAAAAGUUAGACCCCAUAACUAUCAACAAGGUUGUGAUGGGUGUCGAACUCACCAAUUUCGGAAAGGUUCUCUGUUUCACAUAUAACGAUGGUAGUGUAGAAUACCGAGAUCGAUUCACCAUGGCCGAAUUAUACCAUGAGACAAAUCUAGAUCGCAUUAACUCGAUCCAUGACGCUGGGUUUUCGCAAAAUGGAGAGCCAUCAUGCCUUCAAAUAGCCCUUUCGCCAACGAACUUCUCUUUAGUUCAGCUAUGCGAGGACGGUAAAGUGAAAUGGCAUAGCAUCAAUUAUACGGCAGCAAAUCCAGAGUCCAUGACAGAUGCGCAGGUUUCUGCCCUGGUUGCCAGCUUUACCAUAUCAACUGCGCAAGCCGCAUCUCAUAGUGCAAAUAUAGACGAUAUCCUAGCCGUAGCCAGGAAGUUCGCCAAUAAAGACGCCUUUACGAUUGAGUGGGUGAAAACCAUGGUGCAAAUGAUGAAGAUAACCGUUGACUACACCGAAGAUGCCCCACACGACCAUCUAAUAAAGAACGGUGUUUUGCAGAUGUGCCUAAGCAUCAGUAACUAUCUAGGAUGGAGAGGUGAUUCCAAACCGCGACAAGCUUGGGGGAAGCUCUCCAUGGUGGCUCUAAAUCUACGUAACAUAGUUAUCAUGAUUACACUCUCCAGUAACAACAUCAGUGUGAAUAAAGGCUCCAUGACUCCACUCGAUGAACCCGAUGUUGUCAACGCUUUGGCUGGUUGUGUCAAGUGGGCAACUGACUUACUCUGCUGGCUAUGCGACUCGCUUUUCUGUCUCCUUGACGACGCCAAGUUUAUGAGCCUCCUAAAACAACGUCAAUCUCAACCGAUGGCGGAGUACUUGCGCUCGAAGAACGAAAUUGCCUUACACCUGAUAUUAUGUUCGGCAACACGUGGUCUACUUUCCGCAUUAUGUCGCCGUAUUACCCUUCUUGAUUCUUUUUCUACCAAGGCUAUAACCUGGUACGAGAAACGAGAAGAAAAAGCCGAUCCAAAUUGGGUCGAUCCUCGUGCUGCCGCUCACGCUGCCCUAUACACCGCAUACCAGAAAAUGCGUCGAUGUACAUCAUCACUCGUCAAAGCUGAUGAAUUUGAUAAGUUACUUGCUAGUUUAGGCGCUGAUAUACGUUCAGCCUACAACGAAGCACUUGCGGUUCUUAACCAACCUCCACAGGGUCAGAAUUCGGGUGCGCCUAGACCUGAACCAUCUCAAGAGGCUAUCGCCCGCGGACGUCAACACUGCGAACUCAACAUGCUCGUUUUGCAAGCACCCCCACCGUCCUUCGUAACUGUCGUUGCGAAAUUCUUUAACAACGAAUUAAGGGAAUUCCGAUCCCACGUAGACGUCGCGAAGCUAUAUUUCGGAGAUUAUUCGAUCCUCGAGAUUAACGACGAGCCUCGCGCCGUAGAGAAGAGACGAGCUAAGGGCUUGAGAGUGGACCUCUUCAAGAAGAUAGUAAUUUCGAGGAAACCUGUUGAUGGUACUAGUGGAGGAGCUGCGAGGGCCCAAGCGUCGUGGAGAGGAUGCGCUCGUUGUGCAAGCGUUAUGGAGGAUCUUGCCCUGAUCAACAAUAAGCCAGGCUUGACUUUCUUGCUUCGCCAACAAUUUCAUUGUUCUUGUGGCGGUCGGAUGGCUGUUCUAUCGCCAGAGACACGUCGGCGUAACUAAACUUGUUUAUUAGCUUGGGACUGAGCGCUAAUAUACCCAUACUACGAUACGUAGAGAUAGCGUAAUAGUUUAUUUGGUA